AUGGCGACCGACGAACAGCCCAAGAUCAAGCUCUUUUGGCUAAACGACUCCCGCGCGCAAAACAUCCUCUGGCUCCUCGAGGAACUCAACCUCAGCUACACGACCGAGGUCUUCCUCCGCCAGCCGAACCGUCUCGCGCCGCCGGAGCUCACGCAGGUGCAUCCGCUCGGCAAGUCGCCCGUGCUCGAAAUCACGCCACCCAACGGCGGCGAGCCCAUCAAGCUCGCCGAGAGCGGCUACAUCACGCAGUACCUCGUCGAGCACUUCGGCCAGAACAAGCCGUCGCUGGUGCCGCGCAAGUGGAAGGACGGCCAGGAGGGCAAGGUCGGCGGCGAGACGGAGGCGUACGCGCGGUUCCAGUACCUGCUGCACUACGUCGAGGGCACCUUCUUCCCGACGCUGGUGCAGUACCUCCUCUUCAGCAUCCUCAAAUCAGAUAACGUUCCCUUCUUCAUCCGCCCCAUCACCUCCCUCGUCGUCAACAAGGUCAUGGCCCUCGUGCUCUUCCCCAACGCGCAGAAGAACCUCGCCCUGCUCGAGUCGUAUCUCAAGACCGCGCCGGGCGUGACCGACGGCAACGGCUUCCUCUGCGGCCCGGAGCUUAGUGCCGCGGACAUCCUGCUCAGCUUUGGGCUGACGACGGCUGACCACCUCGGCGCGUUCGACGCGAUGGGCACCUGGGAGGGUGGGUCGGCGCGGGCGGCGUACCCCGUGGUGGCUGCGUAUAUCGACAGAAUCAAGAAGGAGCCUGGGUAUCUGAAGGCGCGGGAGAAGGCGAAGGAGAUUGAGGGGAGGAAGUAG
Molecule: messenger RNA, 801 nt
Organism: Colletotrichum chrysophilum
Lineage: Eukaryota; Fungi; Ascomycota; Sordariomycetes; Glomerellales; Glomerellaceae
Exons: 3
Coding region: 1-801 (266 amino acids)
Source: RefSeq, a predicted model, not a curated record